Camellia sinensis is the source of this 4040-nucleotide messenger RNA. Lineage: Eukaryota; Viridiplantae; Streptophyta; Magnoliopsida; Ericales; Theaceae. The record is from RefSeq and is a predicted model, not a curated record.
AAGAGUUUUCCUCUAGAUUUUAGGGUUUCUCUCUCUCUCUCUCUCUCGGCAAGCGCUUCGCUUCUGUUGUCUUCUUAUCCCUCGCGCUCUUCACAGUUCCUUUCGAUUUUCUCUCUCUAGGAUAUACAUACAUACAUACAUACACAUAUACUCAUAUGUAUUUGUAUGCGUCAUCAUCGCUGCUGCGAUUCUUCCCUUUCUCUCGUCAUCUCUCUUUUCUCCAUUGAUCUCCCACUCAAUCUUCUCUACUUCUAAACCCUAACCCAAAUCUCCAAAUUCCUUUCAAAUUUCUCAAAAUAUUUAUCUAUUGUUUAUAGUGUUUUAAGCAAAUGCAGGUCACCGAUUCGGACGAACCUGUAGUUACAGAAGAGGAUCCCUCGAAAGAAGCCGAGAAAUCUGAAAAAUCGAGAGUUUUGGAGACCAAUUUAACUGGAGAUGAUGCUGAUUGCGGCUCUGUUCUUGAUGUUUCUGGAAAAAGUUUGGAUUUUUCGGUACCAAACGGGUCGGAGGAUUCGGUUGAGGGGUUGUAUAUGUAUAAGAAUGUAUUCAAUUUGAUUCCUAGGUGGUUGGGUGGUUUGAGAAAGUUGAAGACUUUGAAGUUCUUCGGGAAUGAGGUUAAUAUUUUUCCCACGGAGUUUAGGAACUUGUUUGAGCUGGAAUGCUUGCAGUUGAGGAUAACUUCGCCGAGUUUGACGGGUUUGCCUUUGCACAAGUUAAUGGCUUUGAAGGAGCUUGAGCUUUGCAAGGUGCCUCCAAGGCCUUCGGCAUUUCCUUUGUUGAGUGAGAUUGCUGGGCUCAAGGGCUUGACAAAGCUCUCUGUUUGUCACUUCUCUAUCAGAUACCUUCCUCCAGAAAUUGGCUGCCUUAAAAAAUUAGAGUAUCUAGAUCUUUCAUUCAAUAAGAUGAGGAGUUUGCCAACUGAGAUAACUUAUUUAAAUGCCUUGAUAUCAUUGAAAGUCACUAAUAAUAAAUUGGUGGAACUACCUUCUGGUUUGUCAUCCCUGCAAAGAUUGGAGACCUUGGACCUGUCAAAUAAUAGGUUAUCAUCGCUGGGUUGUCUCGAACUUGACUCAAUGCAUAACCUUCAGAAACUAAAUCUUCAGUAUAACAAGCUUCUCAGUUGUUGUCAAAUACCUUCAUGGAUAUGGUGCAAUUUGGAGGGAAAUGGUGAAGACACAUCCAAUGAUGAAUUCAUCAGUUCUGCCGUUGAAAUGGAUGUAUUUGAGGGUGAUGUUCGGGAGAUUGAUGAUAGUGUAUCUCGAAAAGGCUUCCCUGUUACCUCAUCAAACCAUUUAACUGGAUCCUCAUCAAACAGUCGGUGUUUUGCGGCACGACGGACUGGCAAGGGAUGGAAACGACGGUAUUAUUUACAACAGAGAGCUCGCCAAGAACGUUUAAACAGCAGCAGGAAGUGGAAAAGUGACGAUCAUGCCGAGUUAUUGACAGAAAAAGCAGCAGACAAAUGCAAAUCAUGCAAACAUGCUGUUCUUUCUUCAGAAUCUUGUACAUCAGGCAUUUCAGUUCCUGACAUUGAUGAUAAAGAAUUACAUUCUGGAGAAGCCAAGUGUGAAAUUACUAGCGUUGAGGACGAUGAUAUUGGUUCGAAAAAGGAGAAUCAUAUAGAUAAUUGCUCGUGUGUGACAGUUAACUCUGUUGAAAUAUGUAAAGAGGGUGAGAAGGACUGUACUAAACAUGAUGCAUCUUUGGAUGCUAUUUCAGAUGCUGCUCAGUUGCAAGAUGAAGGCUCAUCUUUGACUUUAUGUAACAGUAUUCCAAAGUCAAAAAGGCAUCCUGAUAGGGAUCUUGAUAAUCCCAAACCUAGCAAAUAUCAGAGAUCAAUUGAUGAUCACUCAGAUCUAUCUUGCAAAUAUAGCAACACAUCAUUCUGUAGCAUUGAUGACCAUCUACCAGAUGGCUUUUUUGAUGCAGGACGAGAUCGGCCCUUCAUGCCACUGAGGAGUUAUGAGCAAAAUCUGCAUCUUGAUUCACGUGAAGUCAUACUUUUAGACAGGAAAAACGAUGAAAAGUUGGAUGCCAUUGCAUUGUGUGCUCGAGCAUUAGUGUUCCAUUUUAAGCAGAUUAAUGGUUCAACCAAGGAAAGAGAACAUUUAGCAAUUGAUGACUUGCAGAUUGCGUCAUGGCUUGCUCUUUUUGUAUCAGACCACUUUGGGGGCAGUGAUAAAAGUGCAGUAAUUGAGAGGACACGGAAAGCUGUAUCUGGUUCAAACUAUAGAAAGCCCUUUAUCUGUACCUGCCCAACUGGAAACAGUGACAGUAUUAGGAAAUCCACUAGACAAAUUUCAGAGUGUGUGGAAGAUAUUGUUUUCCUUGAUCUUUGUGAGAAAUCUCUUCAAUCUAUUAAAGCAAGACAAAAUUCCAUCGUGGUUCCUAUUGGGACUCUCCAGUUUGGCAUAUGUAGACAUAGAGCAUUGCUUAUGAAGUACCUUUGUGACCGGAUGGAGCCUCGAGUACACUGUGAGCUUGUUCGGGGGUAUUUAGAUUUCUCACCGCAUGCAUGGAAUAUUGUUGUUAUCAAGAGGGGUGAUGCAUGGGUUCGCAUGAUAGUUGAUGCGUGUCAUCCACAUGAUAUAAGGGAGGAAACAGACCCAGAAUAUUUUUGCAGGUACAUUCCUCUCAGCCGGAUUAAUGUUCCUCAUGUGACAGAUAGCAAUCCUGGACCAAGUUGUUCCUUUCCUUCUCUCUCUACUAGUGAAGAAACAGAAAAAGUGGCUUCUAGCACUCUCAUCCGGUGUGAUUUUGGAUCAGUUGAGGCUGUAGCGAAGGUGUGUUUAUUGCUAAUUCCGUCCGCCGGUCCUCCACCUAUUCCGCUUAUUUUCUACACAUACCUUCCCAUCAUUGCCCAAAUCCUCUCUCUCUCGGAGGCAACCCAACAACACCCACUCGAGCUUGCUCUCGGAAUGACCAUAGUAAGCAGCAUAGUGCAAGCAGGUUCUUCCAUGAAUUGAAUCAAACAUAAAAUAUUAGCUCCAGCUUCAACUGGCGAGAAGCAUGUCCAGGUUGAAUUGGCAUUGUAUAUUGCUAGAGAUGUUGCAUGUGCAUUGGUGGAGUUGCAUUCUGAACACAUUAUUCAUCGUGACAUAAAGAGUGAAAACAUUUUGAUAGAUUUGGAUGGGAGGAGACCUGAUGGAUCGCCUAUUGUCAAGCUUUGUGAUUUUGAUAGAGCAGUCCCCCUUCGUUCUUACUUGCAUUCAUGCUGCAUUGCUCAGAUUGGAAUACCUCCACCGAAUGUUUGUGUUGGAACACCUCGUUGGAUGGCUCCUGAGGUGUUUCGGGCAAUGCAUAAGCCUGACAUAUAUGGGCUGGAAGUGGAUAUUUGGUCGUUUGGGUGCUUGAUAUUGGAAUUGUUAACUUUGCAAGUCCCUUAUUCAGGGUUGUCAGAAUCAGACAUUCAUGACCACCUACAGAUGGGAAAACGACCGCCGCUGACGGAUGAGCUGGAGGUGUUGGGUUUGCCAGAGGAUCCUGCAAUGGCUCAAUCUGGUACAGAGCCAGGUCAACCAGAGGCAGAAUUAGAAACUUUGAAUUUCCUUGUUAAUAUUUACCGCCGAUGCACCAAGAAUAAUCCGACUGAUCGUCCAACAGCCGAGAACCUCUAUGACAUGUUGCUUGCCCACACAAGCUCUUUCACUGGCUCAAGAAGCUUGGAACAAGGGUAGUUUGUGAUCUAGGUAAUAAUUCAUUCCCAUUCCCAAAUUUUGUAGCCCUAGGAUGUAGAAUUACAUUAAAUCCUUUAUUCCCGGGACCAAAUAUUUGGGUUUGCCCAAGAGUCAUUUUGACCUUCCCGUGGCACUGAUUAAUGUAACAACCACUUUUGCUAAAUUAUUUCCUUUAUACGAGCCUUAUCCAGGCGUCUGCGACAUCUGAUGAUAUGUUAUUGGCCAUAAUGAAAAUUGUUGUUCUGUUAGGGUAGGUAACCAAACACACCCUAGGUUUCUGCAAUAUUAUUCAUUGAUGUAUUUCUUGUUGAGGAUGGUAGAUCUGGUUAAAUUGUCAAAGCAUUUCAAUUUUUCAUGAGUUCA